ACAUUUUCACUUUCUUUUCUUCCUACUCUGCUUUAAAACUAUCAUGCUAUUCGGCACAAGAUGAAAGUCGAAAUAAACAAAAAGAUGGAAAGGCGACAAACACAAGCACAAGAAGAUUGUUUUGUGGAUUACGCCCAAUUAUCAUGUUAUCCAACUGCUGACACUCGUGUUUUGCAAGAUCAAUGGGGAAAGUUCAUCUGGAAUCGCAACUUUCCUGAAUUCACAAAUAGAGGGGAUAGAGUCGACAUUUACCUUUUCAAUGCCGAUAGUGAUGCUCAAGUCCAACAAUGGCUAGAUAUACCAAACGAACAAGGAAGAAUCGCAUUUUCACCUAUUGAUGAAUGGUGGAAAAAUAGAGUCGCUGCAGACAGUUACAACGGUACUCAUAUCCCUUGGCCAUACUACUUCAUCGUGACUUAUGCAAAUAAAGGAUUAGAUGGACCGCUGACCCGCCAGCCAACUUUUCAUGCCAUUCAAACCGCUUUGCCAGCUUCAAUAUCAGCUUUGCGCUCAUCUUCAUCAGCUGCUGCCGCCGCUUCAUCCUCAGCUUCUGCUGCAUCGGCCAGUAGUCUAUCAGCAUCACAUGCACCUACUAGCACAUUGAAUGCAAGCAGUAGCAAUUAUCCAUCGCCAACACCUGUACCUUCGAGUGAUUUACCACUUGCUUCAAGUUUCGCUGCAAGUUUAACUUCUGCACUCGUUUCAAGUUUAAGCGCAAUCAAUGCUACAGGCACACAAUCAUUGCAAACCGUUGCCACCACGACAUUUCCUGAUGGUGCGACUUUUACAGCAUCAGCAACAGCAGUUGCAAAUGGACAAUUGAACGAGCUGGGAGAAAGUCAUGGGAUACCAGCUUAUGCCAUUGCUCUCAUCGUGGUCUUUGGAUUUUUGAGUUUGUUGGGAAUGCUUAUCGGUAUCUAUUUCUGCAUCCGUGCAACAAGGAGACAUGAUGAUCAGCAUGGGGAUCGUGUCGUCACAGACAAAGAUAGUGGUGCAGGUAGUAAUACGCCUCUCUUUGGCAACACCUCGAACGAUCAACAAUUGUUUAGUCAUGAUAUCGGUGAAAGUCCUUUAAGGCGUGCCCAUCGGCGGGUCAGUGAUGCCAGCGUUGAGCAUAGACAUCAAGAAGCAUUAACGGCAACCGAAGUAUGGAGAUUGGCAAAUGCGUUCCGAAGUGCUCUGCGUAGGCCUAGGCAUGGUACCCAUACACGCACAAACAGUCUUGCAGGCAUACGUGAAAUUCCUUCAAAUGGCUCUGGCUCACACCCUACUUCGAGCGGUGGUGAUGGACCGAUCAUGUCGCCUGAGCUAGAUGCGGGAGCAGAUCGAUCUCUGGAAGACGCAUUUGAUCCGGCAGAAUCUUUACUGCGUGAAGAGCUUGCACGGGAAGGAAAAAGUAUUCGAUUGGUGCAAGAUCGGAAAAAGCCCGAAUUGCAUGGUGAAUACAAUCAUUGACAAUAUUAUUACUCUCAUUACACGCUCUAAUACCCUCUAUCAUAAAUUCCACAGACUUGUGCUGCCAUCCAGGCAGGUGGAGCAUCAUCUCCUUGUCUAUCCUGAAACACAUUCUC
Meira miltonrushii is the source of this 1571-nucleotide messenger RNA. RefSeq lists its product as uncharacterized. Bases 61 to 1455 code for a protein of 464 amino acids. Lineage: Eukaryota; Fungi; Basidiomycota; Exobasidiomycetes; Exobasidiales; Brachybasidiaceae. The record is from RefSeq and is a predicted model, not a curated record. The transcript has 3 exons.